AUGGCCGACUUGAUGAACUAUACCCGAAGCUCACUUUCAAAAGAGAGUUUACGCAGCAAUCUUCUUCGUCUUUUGAAGCUAAGCACUGGAAUCGACCUAUCAAGGAGAAAAGAAAUACUCUGGGCCAAAUUGAUCCCUAAUCUACAACACUUGAACAAUCAAACCUCGAAUAUCUCACACUUUAUCCAUGAGGUGGAUAACAAGAAAUUCAUCUUGUGGCCCUGGGAACUUUGUCUUCUACAGUUUGGAGACGAGAGUUCAAGCGAUACGGCCCUAGCUUCCCCCUCGUAUAACACCGAUCCUAUGGAUCUUUUGAAUCGCUUCAUGGAUUUUAAUAUUGCAACCAAAGAGAGACAUUUGCAUUCAAAAGGCGAAUCAUUCCUGCCUGAUGUACCGAUAUCUACUGCCCCACAAUUUUCUCAAAACUCGUCUGCUAAUGGAGUCAGCCCUAUUUCGACUGGUAAAAGUUCUGGAAAUGCUGCAUUCAUGGACGACACUUCUGUGAAACUUGAAACACCAGUCAUGUCGAUGACUGAUGACUUUUCCUACCAGGACUUUCAUCAGACUCCAUCCACAAACUCUGUUAAACCCGAGUUCUCGGACGUACCCAAAUGGAAUGAGGAAAGACUGGAGACUCAUGAAGCAGCCGCAAACGAUAAGUUUCACUCAGAGUUGCCAAAAGUAAAGAUUUUGAGUGACAACGAAAAAAUGGGUGAAGACGUUGCUGAUGAUGACGAUGAUGAUGAUCUUUUCGGUGAGAGCUCUGGGUCAGAGGUCAACGAUGACAAUGUUGCCAAAUCAAAUGCAAAGAGUGACCUUCCUGUGACCGAUGCUGAUAGUAAUCCAAUAGCACCUAAGCUUAGCGAUGAAGAAGUUUUGUCAGCUAAUCAUGUUGCAAAAGAAGGCGCUGAUUCGUCCUACAACCGUGUUGCAACGUCAGGAUUAGACUCCCCAUCAACAUUUGUGAAUAUACCUCGAGACCAGAUGAUAUCUGACAAGGAUAUCGGCUCCUACAAAGACCCUGGUGCCCCUUUACCGAUAAUUCCAACGCCUGUUGUCCCGGCUAGUGCAGUCUUCACACCUUCAAUAUCUGCAUCGGAAAAAACCUUUUUCAAAAGGGAAAAAAGACUUACGAAUGAUCGACCACCAGAAAAUGCUUCUGUCAAGGAUGGUACAGGAUACGUCUUUUCACCUAUCAGAUUCAAUCCUGUCAUCAAAAGUAGUAUUGAUACAAAAUACGGAAAAGGUGGAAAGUUUUACGUCGAACAUGAUGAAGCAUCCGAUCCUGAAUAUCGAAACCGGCGCUUUCGUGAAACCAGUGUCAGUCAUGGGUCUCCACUCCAAUUUUCUAAUGAACUAGCAGCCAGGCAAAAUGAUGUGAGUAAAACAUCUGAAAGGAAGGCUAUGAAGCAAUCUAACGAAGGUAACCCUGAAGCGGGCUCGAGUUUCACGAGCAAAGAACCCUCGGCUCUAAUCAAGGAUCAAGACAUUGAUUUUGAGGUUCAGGAAGCUGCACAGUCUGGGAUGCCUGACCAUGAAGUUGGACGCCGCGUCGAAAAUGAAUACCCCCAGGACAGGUCUGCCAGUAUUGAUUCUCAUCCUUACCGUCUUACACAUGAGAGAGAUGACGAUGACGAUCUUGAUGAAGAUGAUGAUGAAGCCAUGGAAGAUAGCAUGAAUGAAGAGGACGAAGAGGAAGACGAGGAAGAGAGUGAUGAGGAUGAGGAAUAUGGAAAUGAGGAUUUGGAUACGUCUCCUCUCAGGCUUAAUACUCUCAACCAAGACCCUACCAUUGUCGGUCAUAAUUCGUUAAAUGAUACAGCUCGUCCCUUCCCCUCAGCAAACUCCAAUAUUGACAUGGCACAACAAGACUUAUCUCCAUACCCAUCAGGGCACAGACAGUGGAGCAGCAAAGACGAGAUCCCUCCUGGGCCGGCUGGUCCGGUCCUCAUAAAUGAUCCGGUCGCGCAGUCAUUAUCACCAUUACCCAUUUAUCCAAAUGAUACCAAAGAGGAGCUUGCAAUUAUCAGUACUGACUCAAAAGACAUCGACACAUCAAUUCCUGCAACAAGCGCAGGAAGCCCGGUUACAAGCACCUCAAGCACUGUUGGGGAGUCCUCUAACUGUCUUCCGCUCAUUUUGAGGAGUAUUAAUGUUCUCACAAUUCCCCCGGUCUUCUUUUUGAUAAAAGAGCAAGAAAGCUGGGAUGCUGUUACCAUGCUGUCCGGAUUUGAUAUGGACAUUGUUGAAGACUAUGAAAGCCUCGAUGUUGAGAGGUACCACGCACUCACGGUCAAAGGUAAGGAUCUAGCAGAAUUUCUUAAAUGGAUAACUUCAAAUCUUAUUUUUGAUUUUGGAAACUUUGAAGCACGACAUACGACUCGCUCAAAGAUAUCCGAGGAAGAUCAUUUUUAUCACGACGGGCCAUGUGUUGAGACAGAACCAUCCGAGCUGAUGUUGAAGAUAUUCAAAAGUGUGUUUCCUCUUAGUCUUCGUGUGAGCCUUGACGAAUUGCGAUUUGGAUAUUCCGAGAGCAACAUUGAGUCAUCAAAGAAGAUCGAUGAGAAUACGGUCGAUAACCAUCUAGGGUUCUUGGGCCAGUUGAAUGAUAGCAACGAGAAUGAUCUGCCCGAUUUUAAAUCUAUUUUUUGGGAUAGCAUCUACCAUGAAAGCCCUGGAAAUGAAAGGAAUGCAGAGCUAUACACCAAGCAUUUAACUGAAGCUGAACAGAGAUGGAGUUCACGUAAGAAUGAAGAUCACGCUACCCUACCUACCUCUGACGCAAAGGUAAAGAUUUUGAAGCCAAAUUCGGAAAUUAUCAACAUUGAUUUCGUGGGUUUGAGAUUCUGGCGCUAUCUCGAUCUCAAGCCUAUCAACCACGAACGAACAUUUCAGGUUCUUCUUAUCUCUCCAACGACGACUGGAGCAUUCGAUAUUGAUGUUUUUGAACGGGGAAACCUUUCAUUUCUUAGCCUCUUGAAGAACAAUUACAAGAAUAAUCACUUUGGGGAUAUAAAGAAGCUAUCCUUGCUGGCUCCCGAAAAUAGAGCAGACCUUGAAGGUGUUUCGAACGGAACUAUCUUGAUGGAGCAAUCUGAAGCUGAAUGCGGUUACACAAAGUAUUAUCAUCGGUUGGGGAAAAGACUUCGUGCUUUAGCAGAGUUGAUCAAGUUGGAUCUUAUUAACAAGAACAACAGAUUCGAUUUUGACAGGCCUUUGCUUCUUUUGUUCAUCAACUUUGAUGACAGCAUAGGCUCGAUCUCACAGCUUUCAAAGAUAUGCAGAGACUUUCAGGCGUCUCUCAAUAUCCAUCAACUCUCACUUGUCGAAGUUUUAUCUCAUGUGAUUCCCUGGCAGAGCAUCCUCAAGCAAGCGAACAACCGAAGGAGACUUAAAUAUUUAUCGAGCGCUGAGCUUACUAAUUUAUCGAUGAUGCUCUACAACAAGUGUCCGAAUAGCAGAGUGAGAUGUUCGACCCAAACGACUAGAGGGACUGCAGGCCUUUUCACAAGGUUGCUCAAAGAGAGACCACAAAGCUUGAACUUCAAGGUUUCCAAUCGCCGGCUCUACAAUGAUGAUGGUGCAACACUUGCUGAGGAUCUUUUCCUUCAUGUCGCUUAUGAGCGGUCCAUAGAUCGAAAAUGGGUAUCUGCUGCUUGGUCUGACCCCCAUGGCGUGGUGACUUACACAAAGUCAUGGUAUUGUGCAUCAAAACGAGGUGAUAAUACUAACGGACAAGAUAUCGGCCAAAUAAUCAGCGAAUUGUGGGAUACCUCUAGCUCCUUGCUCAAAUACCUUGGUGACGAAGAAUCUCGCAGCGCGUGUGGUACUAGUGGAAAAAGGUUCCUUGUUUUAACUCGUGUGAAUAGUAUUUUGCCCGAUGACGAGUUAGUAUUCUGGAAACGACUCACCUCGAAGUACAAGGAGAUUUCUCUCAUUGUGCUUUCGGCAAACCGAUUGCCCAAGAUCACAUUCGGAUUUCAGGGUAAACAUGCAACGAAUGCUCCCGUGGGUGAGCGAAGUCCCGCAAACCCUGAUCAAAUGGCUGUCAAUAAAAGUUACAACAUGUGUGGGCUUGGUGGCGCUGAUCUAAUUAAGGCAUUUCCGAUACCGUACACAAGUUCUCCGGGUACUAGUGAGAUCAACAAUAUUACCUCACCAAUCAAUUCAGGUACUUUACAUGUUCAUUCCCCGCAUCAGUUUGUGAAUGCACCCGGAAACUUCUUGAGUCCACAAGACAGCAGCGUGCAAAGUCAUAAUGGAGAAUCUAAUAUCAUUGAUGAGCACAAUCUUUAUCUUCGUGACAAGAAUCUUGAUGUGAUGGGCUUUGUUCCUCAAACUUCACUACCUUGCUCUAACUCUCCGACGAGGCUAGGAAUGAAAACAGGAUAUUUGAUCAAAGAAAUUGCAGACGAGGAAUCCACUAACUUCAUGACCUUCGAAGUCUCACUCUUGAGCUGCUCAUCCCAAUGGAAUCUCAAUACCAUCAUGAAAAUUUUGCUCAAUCAAUUCAAGAAACUUAUUCAUCUUAACUACAUCAUCGGAAUCUGCCCACUCACAAAUAAAGACGAAACUGGAAGUUCUGCUCAUAAAACGAAACUCCGCAGCAUGACCCCGUGGCACAUCAAUGCCAUUGGGAAAAGUUUGGACUACUUGGUUCAUGUUAACGUGAAUGAUGAUGUCUGA
Molecule: messenger RNA, 4686 nt
Organism: Candidozyma duobushaemuli
Lineage: Eukaryota; Fungi; Ascomycota; Pichiomycetes; Serinales; Metschnikowiaceae
Gene: SRB9
Product: Srb9p
Exons: 2
Coding region: 1-4686 (1561 amino acids)
Biological process (GO): regulation of transcription by RNA polymerase II
Cellular component (GO): mediator complex
Molecular function (GO): transcription coregulator activity
Source: RefSeq, a predicted model, not a curated record